GUCAUAUAACCCAGGAUAUGAGAUGAUUCCUCAUUUUGCUCAAUCCUUGGAGUCUCACCUUCAAGGAAUGCACAAUUCCAACAGUAGAGAGAAUUUUCAUCCAGUGCAAUAUCCGACGCAUUCGACUCUCGCCAAUCCGAUUGCUUGCAAGUGGAGAAAUAUGAAGAAUGGCGGUCGCUCGUGUGACGUCAUAUUUCACGAUAUGCACGAGUUGGUAAACCACGUGACACGGGAUCACGUGGGUGGUAUGGAUCAAACCGACCACACUUGCUACUGGGAAGAUUGUUCAAGAAAAUGCAAAGGUUUUAAAGCGAAGUACAAAUUGGUGAAUCAUAUUCGAGUUCAUACUGGGGAGAAACCAUUUGUUUGCCCUUUUCCUGAUUGUGGAAAAACGUUUGGAAGAAGCGAGAAUUUAAAAAUCCAUCAAAGAACCCACACAGGUGAACGACCCUUUCCUUGUAAAUUUCCCGGAUGUGAAAGACGGUUUGCAAACAGUUCCGAUCGUAAGAAGCAUAGUUAUAUGCACAACACUGAAAAACUUUAUGCGUGUAAGUACGAAGGUUGCGACCGAAGCUACACUCAUCCCAGUUCACUACGUAAGCACAUACGUAUGCACGAAUCCAAUGGUGACGUAAUCGACAACAGUUCCAUUUAUUCUCCCACGAGUUCGUGUGGUUCAGUAGAAGAUGUAGCUCGAGAACAAAACUCCGUUAAAAAUAAUUCCGUUCAAACAUAUUUACCUCCACGAUUUACGUCAUCGCCGAUUCAUGCACCUUUAGCCACGUAUGAUGCUUCAGAAAGUUUAAAACAAAAGUUUCCCCCUAUUGAGAAGCAAGCUAAAUUCACAGAAGAUUUUAUAAACCACGGACAAGGUAUGACAUCAUCAAUACCUCAAUUAAACUUAAACACAGCUUCAACCGAAGAUUGUUACAACAAUUACUAUACACCUCAAAUAUCUAAUGAAACUUAUAAAUCUUCCUUUUCUCCUGUGUCGUUUCAAUUACCCACGCAUUUUGUCGCGUAAAAUCUUUAUUUGUUUGUUAUAUGCGUUACUUUAUAACAAAAUACAGUAUAUCUAUGAAA
Molecule: messenger RNA, 1083 nt
Organism: Ciona intestinalis (vase tunicate)
Lineage: Eukaryota; Metazoa; Chordata; Ascidiacea; Phlebobranchia; Cionidae
Gene: zicl-2
Product: zic-like protein 2
Biological process (GO): regulation of transcription by RNA polymerase II
Cellular component (GO): nucleus
Molecular function (GO): DNA-binding transcription factor activity, RNA polymerase II-specific; RNA polymerase II cis-regulatory region sequence-specific DNA binding
Source: RefSeq, a predicted model, not a curated record